AUGGAACAUAUUUUGCAAGACCCUGACUCCACAAAAAGGAGAAUCUCUGCACGCCAGGCCGAGGGAGUGAGGAAGCCUGCAGCCCAGUGUCCGUGCUGCAAGGACAGCCAGGUGCCACAUUCGAAGCGAAAGCGCCCGCACUCUGCUGCCCGUGGCGACCGUCCCCAGAAGCGGAAGCGGACCUCCGUGGCCCGCCCUCCCAAACCCUCUGCUGAGAAUCCAGCGUCGGAGGUGUCGAACUGGGGUCCUUCUCCCCAGCCUUCCACCCCAGCUGUUGACAUCGCAGGGUUAUUGGGUUUGGUCCCGAAGCUUGAGGCCACCAUCUCGCCAUCUGACCUGCCGGUGGCGUCAACCGUGGCCCCCAGCCUCCAGCCCUCUGCUGUUCUGCCGCACCACGACGAGCCUCUAAAGAUACACAACCGCUCUGUGGAAGAGUACCAGCAGAUCUACCAUGAGGUUGUAGAUGACAUGCUGAGGUACAAGAGCGGCAAGCUGCGUCCAUACAGUUUAGAUCUGGGACGUCGCAUCAAGCAGAAGCUGUGGGAGAGACUGGACCGUCCCACGUUCAGCGAGACGGUCGCUGAAGACGGCCGGGUGCAUGUGGACGUCUCCUACGGGGUCGGAGUCUAUCCUCCUCUUUAUGAGGUGGACAUUUCGGGAGAACCCGAGCCCGAGACACCCCCAAGGAAAAGAGCUAAUAAGUCAAUCAUUGUCAAAUCUGUACAUAAUGUCGGAGAUUCAGUUUAA
Messenger RNA from Perca fluviatilis (European perch), 747 nucleotides. RefSeq lists its product as uncharacterized. Bases 1 to 747 code for a protein of 248 amino acids. NCBI's taxonomy places the organism in Eukaryota, Metazoa, Chordata, Actinopteri, Perciformes, Percidae. The transcript has 4 exons. The record is from RefSeq and is a predicted model, not a curated record.